UUAAAUACUUUGUAUUUUCAAUUCAAAAUCGUCAUGCACAAAAAAUAAUACCAAAAUAGUACAAUUUGGUAUUUUCAAAAUGUGGUCACUCUAAUUUGUUGUGUUUACCUUUUUGCUCGCAACGAAAACAAAUUGUUUGGAAGCAUUUUGGGUAAAAUUUGAACUGCCAUCGAGAAGAUGGAGGAACGCGAAGAGGAAGCAAUUGGCGAUAGCCACUGGCUCAAUUGGUGUCGUCUGUGCGGCAGCAAGGACGAUAUCAGUGGCAACGUUAAGAUCUACACCAAUGAGAAGGAAACGACGUGGAAUAGUGUUCUGGUGCUGGCCAUUCGCAAAUAUUUCGAUGUGCAUAUGCAAGUGGAGGACGAGCUGGGCGCAGUGCUGUGCAAGGAGUGCUAUACGCUAAUCAGCGAGCUAAUCGACUUUGCCGAGCACGUCACAAAAGUCCAGGCAAUCUUUGAGGUAUUGCGCCGUUCGGAGCCAAAUAAUCAACUGGACAUGGAGGCACUACGACUGCAGUAUGGACUGCGUGAGGGCAACUGGACGCACAUCAUCAAGCCGGUGCCAGAAAUCGAGAAUAAUAAUGCCGGCAAACUGGAAAGAGACAUGUCACCCCCAAUCGACAAGGAAGAGGAGGAGGAGGUGCCCAAACAGGAAGAAACUGUCAAUCGCUUGCCAAUUGAAGAGAUACUAGUUGCUGGCUGGGAUGCCAACGAGGAUGCACAGGAGAGGAGAAAUCCUAAAAGAUUGUCAACAGAUGACAGGCCUAGAAAUCUACAAUGCAAAGAGGAGGAGGAGGAGCAGGAAGAGGACGAGCCGGAUAUUGAGAUUAAUAAAUUAAGUGCCGAUGCGGACCAGGAAUUCCUGCCAGAAGCAGCUACACUAAGUGUACCAUUCGAAGAUUCACUUGAUUGUUCAUCCCGCAACGAGGAUACGGAAUCCGAGCACAAUACUCCCGGCGUACUGCCGAGAACUAAACGCAGCACGAUGGAAUGCAGCUGGUGCGGUAAAUUGUAUCACAAUCGUGCCUCGUAUCUGAAGCACUUAAGACUUGUGUGUCGCAAGACGGAACAACGACCCAAACUGGAUAAGAAUACAUUUUGUGAGCUGUGCAACAAGACGCUGUCAUCCGCCGCGGCACUGAAGUUGCACAGGGAAGGCAUGCACGAGAAUGCCAAGCCCUUUGUGUGUGAUCAUUGUGGCAAGCAGCUAAAGACCAAAACCGCCCUCAACGAGCACAAGUUGGUGCAUACGGAGGAUCGUCCGUUUAGCUGUACGAUAUGCAAGGCGGGCUUCAAGAAUCGUGCUCGCCUCAAGGUGCAUUAUCAGAUCCACGAGGAGCCCAGCUAUGUGUGCAACAUUUGUGGCAAGAAACUGCAGACACAGCGCACGUGGAACAUGCACAAACUGGUGCACAGUGAAGAGCGCAAAUUCAAGUGUGACGUCUGCGGUGCCCUCUUCAAGCGCUCCAAAACCCUAAAGACCCACCUGCUCAGCCACACGGGUUUGCGUCCGUACAUCUGCAAUUAUUGCGGACAAACGUUCGCCUGCAAUGCGAAUUGUCGGGCGCACAAGCUGAAAAAGCAUUCGCAGGAACUGAAAAAGGAGGAGGGAGCGGGCUUAUCCUCCCGGUUAAGUGUACCCACUCUAGAUGAGCUGCGUGUAAUGUCACAAAAAAUACCCAAGGUGAAAGAGGAAUCUAAUAACUAAUAAUACUCGUUUUAAGAAUCUAAGAUUUAGCAAUAAGAUAAACUGCCUGUCAAUGUUGUCCGCCCGGCGCCUAUUCUAGAAGUAUAAAGUAAAUUUAUUUAAUUAAAAUUAAAAUAAGAAUCCCAGCAUAAAA
This is a messenger RNA of Drosophila grimshawi, 1840 nucleotides long. Its product is annotated as zinc finger protein weckle. Gene Ontology annotation, biological process: regulation of transcription by RNA polymerase II. Gene Ontology annotation, molecular function: DNA-binding transcription factor activity, RNA polymerase II-specific; RNA polymerase II transcription regulatory region sequence-specific DNA binding; zinc ion binding. Bases 178 to 1707 code for a protein of 509 amino acids. Gene Ontology annotation, cellular component: nucleus. The transcript is spliced from 3 exons. The record is from RefSeq and is a predicted model, not a curated record. Lineage: Eukaryota; Metazoa; Arthropoda; Insecta; Diptera; Drosophilidae.